Lathyrus oleraceus (garden pea) is the source of this 1768-nucleotide messenger RNA. RefSeq lists its product as uncharacterized. The transcript is spliced from 3 exons. Bases 110 to 1522 code for a protein of 470 amino acids. Gene Ontology annotation, cellular component: nucleus. Lineage: Eukaryota; Viridiplantae; Streptophyta; Magnoliopsida; Fabales; Fabaceae. The record is from RefSeq and is a predicted model, not a curated record.
UACACCACCCAGCGAGACGGUACAAGUAAGAUCAUUCUAUUCUCUUUUUCUCCCUGAAACUCGAAUUCACACAAAACCCUAAUUUCAGAAGAUUUCCCCAAAUUCCACAAUGGAAGAAGAAAAGAGCCAUAGAAUGUACAACCUGUUCGUGAAGCACUUGAACGGUAAAACCCUAACCCUAUUAUUCCCUUCUCCGAUCCUCUAUGCAACUUCCAUCAAGGAUCGUCUCUUCCAUCUCACCGGAAUCCCAAUCCAACACCAGCGCCUCGUCACCGGUUGCCGCCACCUUAACGACGAUAAAUCGGCGAUAUGGUGUUCGCCGGAAGGAGGAAACAUGUUCCCCUCUGUGCGUCUGCUUCUUCGUCUGAAAGGCGGCAAGGGAGGAUUUGGAUCGCUGUUGCGUGGGGCGGCGACGAAAGCCGGGCAGAAGAAGACAAACAAUUUUGACGCGUGUAGGGAUAUGAGUGGGCGAAGAUUGAGACAUGUUAAUGCUGAGAAGAGAUUGGAGGAAUGGAGAGAAGGUGAAGAGGAUAGAAAGCUUGAGAAGGUUGCUGAGGAUUUUCUGAAGAAACAGAUGAAGAAGAAUAAGGGUAAGGGUAAGAAUGGUGUUGAGGGUGAGGCCCAAAAGUAUGUUGCCAAAUAUAGGGAACAAUCUGAACGCUGUGUUGCCGAUGUUGCUUUGUCUGUUCAGGAGUCUCUCAGAAAUUCUAAGCGCAAAUCUUCAGCAAUAUCAGAAGCUCCUCGACCUCGCGAUCAGAAGAAAUUGAAGAUAUGGAUGGGGAAGAGGCCACUGGAUGAAAGUGACAAUAGUGAUGAUUCUGAUGAAGAUGUUAAGGAUGUUGAGGAAGAAACUGAGAAAUCUGUUUUGUUAAAUAGUCAGAAUGAGUCUGGGUUAAACAAAGCUGAUGAUAGUUCUGAUUCUGUGACUGGUCUAAAGAGGGAUGGAGGCUCUUCUGGGGUUGGCUCAUGUGAGAGUGGAUCUGAAGAAGAAAGGGAAACUGUUGUAGAAGAAGGCAGAGUGGAAACUGUUGAAGGAUCCCCCCAAAGUAAUGAAACUAUUGAGGCAAAACUGAGUGUUGAUGCCGAGCCCAUGAUAAACGAUGACAUGGCCGAGGCUAAUGCUGUUCCUUGUUCAGAGAUGUUGGAUUCUGGAAUUAGUGCUCAAGAUAUUGUCUGUCAGGAUAACAAGGUUGAUGACACUGUUACUCAAGCCUCAGAUCUUGUGAGCUCUGAAAUUGUGCCUAAUGACAUGGAAAUUGACGUUUCUCUUGAGCAUAAACCAGCUGUCAUUGAAGAAAGCUUGCCAAACACUGUUGUUCCAGCAAAGGAAGAGCCUCUGAAUUUUGAUGCUUUUAAUACAGCUGCAGAACUUGAGGCUCUUGGCUUGGAAAAGUUGAAGACAGAACUCCAGUCACGAGGCCUAAAAUGUGGAGGUACUUUACAGGAGCGUGCUGCCAGACUUUUUCUUUUAAAAUCGACACCUCUGGAUAAACUACCGAAGAAACUGCUAGCAAAGAAAUAAACAGUGCAUUGAUAUGCAUCUAUCAUCCGUGAAGAAGAUCCUUCUUUGUACAGUGUUUUUAAACGGAUCCUACGUUUUUGUUUAACAGUUAAUUGUGUACUGGUUUGUGUAACAGACUAAUGCGACCAUUUUAUGUUCAUUCUGUUUUUCCAGUGCAAUAAUUAUGCUACCAAACUGGCAAAGAAAGCUGAACAAUGUCCAUUGUAUUAUAAUUAAGUCUUAUUGUGUUUGAUGAACACUUUUUUA